Nicotiana tabacum (common tobacco) is the source of this 2517-nucleotide messenger RNA. NCBI's taxonomy places the organism in Eukaryota, Viridiplantae, Streptophyta, Magnoliopsida, Solanales, Solanaceae. The record is from RefSeq and is a predicted model, not a curated record.
AUUUAUAUCCCUUUCAGCUGAUUGUUGAAUCAAGAACCUUCCUUUUUCAGUUGAGGUUUAAGAUCCCAAAUUAGUAAUUCCCAAUAUUUAGAAACUUUCAUCAGAAAAACACGAUUGUUGAAUCAAGAACCAACCUUUUGCGGCUGGGGUGUUGAAAUGGAGGUGGUACAACAUAGGUGGAGGUUAAGGUGGUCAUUCAAGAAUGCUACAAUAGUUGUCACUUUGUUCAAUUUGAUUGCUUCCCUUUUUCUACUUUACAGCUUUUUCUCUUCUUCAUCUUCCAGCAAACCAUCUUCAGUUGAAAUGUAUAUAAAGGAAGCAGAAGAGAUUCGCCGUGCUAUGCUGCCUGUGGAGCUAAUUAAAAGAGUGAAGGAAAUACGGAAAGAAGCAUAUGGCGAACCAGAUCCUGUCCAACAGAAGGAUGCAAAACAGACUGCUGCAGUAGACCUCAUAUCUAGACUGAACAAUUAUCGGUCAUAUUCUGAUUCAGGCAGCGUGAAAGGUAAAUAUUCAACAACCCUCUGGACACUCUUCUUUCCUUCAGACACAAAAAGACCUCUAUAACACUUAGCCAUAAGUUGAGUCCAUCAACUAUGUCUUCUGCCAUUACAGUCAGUCCGUCAACUAUGUCUUCUGCAGCUCUUGGUAUCAGUAAAAGAGAAAUUUUGGUGCUGAUUGAAAUGGCAUAGCAUGAUUCAGUCAGUCGUAUAUCUUCUAUGACUCACACUUAUUGUUAUAUAUUAUAUCAGUCAUCUGAUUUGGUUAUGAAUUGAGGCCAUACAAAGGACAACUUAACAUCAACUUUAUCUGUUCUAUUUCAAUGCAUGUUAGUCCUUGGAGAAGUAGUUUUAAUCAGAUGAGCUCACAUAUGUGUAGGACCCUAGCUUGAUACUCUACUUCUACACUAGGUCUAACACAAUAUGAUGAAAUUGGUCGUGCCCAGAGAAUAUCCAACAAUCUGAGUGACCUUCGUCUUUUUAUAUUGGAGCUCUUUUGAUAACUGUGAAUGUGGAUUACUGAGUCUCAGUAACCUUUAUAUGGAGUUUGAAGAAACUGACCCUCUACACUUACUAUAAAUAUUAUCUGUUCAUGUGAUUGUGAAAUAAUUCAGUUUAUCAAUCAGUUUUCAAAAUCUUCAGUCUUCCUGUGACUUCCCCUGGAUUUGUUUCCUCUAGUGUGUCCGAAAUAGACUUCCCUUGUAAGAUGAGAAUGUUUAUCUUGGACUAUGCUACCUCAAUUCCCAAAAGGUACUUAAUUUAUUUUUUAUUUUCCCAUUCUUUGGCCUAAAGGUGGUUAAACAAAUUCUGCUUGAGUUGAGAUAAAUACAUUUAUCAUGACAAUCACGAAGCAAGAAACUGAACGAUCGGCUUCACUUCAAGCAGUGUUGUGAAGAGCGUGAAGCGAGGAAAAGCGACAACCCCCAUUUCGCUUAAAGCGAGAAGCGAAGCACUCGCUUUUUUGAAGUGAAGCGGAAUUUUAAAAAAAAAAUUAAAAUAAGGGGAAGGGCAGUAUACCAUUCUGUUAAAAACUAGGCAGCAUAAAAACAAUGAUAGAAGAACUGGGCAACAUUUCAACGGAGAGGAGAAGACUUAGAAAGAAGAACCGAAGGUAAAAAAAAAAUAUUCGCCAGCAUUUCGUUGCUAUUUGGAUGCUUAAACAGUGAAAGGAGGAGGAGGAGGAGGAUGAACACCCUUCUUUUUUAAUUAAAUAGGCCGGUAGCUCUUUAAAACAAAGAAGCACACGCUUCGCUCAAUUCGCUUCGCUUCGUCGCUUCUCGCUUUUUAGUGGAAAUCGCACGCUUUUGUCUACCUGAGUCGCUUCAUAUAGCAGAAGCAGGUAAGGGGUCGCUUCUCGCUUUAAGCGAGGAAGCGAGCGCUUUUCACAACCCUGAUGUCAAGUCAUCCCAAAUUGUUGGACUGAACGACACAACUAGUCUUCGAGACCCCAUAAUAUAAGAAAGUCGUGGAAUGCAUAAGCCUCUUUGGAGAUAGGGGCGACUUUCUUUUAUCCCAUAUAAUGACCAAGCUCGCUUGCGCUCUCUCGUGCGUUAUCCUAUUCCGGUUCGAUCAAUGCCAUUCUUCGUUGUAUACCUGACAAAUUUGGAGGUGUAGCCGCAAUAGCAUCAGUUUUUAUGUCCGUUGGUCCACCAAAAAGCUGUGCGCCCCCUUCUGGAUAAUGAGCCAGAGUGAGAGCCCACAAUAAGCUAAUGGAUGCUAUCUCUGCGGGAUAAUUAAUUCCCCCAUUUUAAUUCACGGAUAGCACAGUUGAAAAGACGUAAAGGUAUCUGCGAGCCUGCUUCAGUCCUUGCUACAUUUCCCAUCUCCUCUCUAGCCAUCUCUACAUCUGCCAGAAUCAGAACAUCGACCCAAUUCUGGCAUUUAUGGUGGUGGACAUACUCGAUUGGAAUGGGAAGAACUACUCAUCCAACGAGUUGGCAUACCUCUUAGCAAUCCCUUAAAACCGAGCUUGCCAAGCGCAAUGUUUAAAAAAGCGAUCGCUUCGUCGCUUUAAGCGAGA